Triticum aestivum (bread wheat) is the source of this 888-nucleotide messenger RNA. RefSeq lists its product as uncharacterized. Lineage: Eukaryota; Viridiplantae; Streptophyta; Magnoliopsida; Poales; Poaceae. The coding region runs from base 84 to 494 and encodes 136 amino acids. The record is from RefSeq and is a predicted model, not a curated record. The transcript has 3 exons.
AUUCAGCUGAACCUGUUCCUGAAAAAGUGAAUUAGAAGUUGCUAUUUAUCUAUCUAAUAAGAUGGCGUGCUGGAGGGUUCGACAUGGUCUUUUUUCUACUAGACUGCAGCUCCAGCGAGGUCGAGUGCCACGUCGUCUGGGCCAGCAUGCUCACAGAGUUCAUCCUUGAUGGCGAUGGCUGGAUGGACUUUGACGAUGUCAGCCUCGUCGACGGCUACAACAUGCCCAUGCCAUGUUGGUUCACAAGCGCUGCCCCCUGUGAGCUCUGCUCCAGUUACGAGGACACCAUCUCCACAUUCGCUUGCAACCACACCAACUACAGCAUGACCUUCUGCCCACAGUCCAAUCCAAACAGAAAACUGGACAAGGAGCAUGGGAAGAAAGCUAUAAUUUUUGGUGUUCCGGCUAUAGCUGAAUGGUUCAGAAGCAAAGUCCAUUUUGUGCCAUCUGUAGCUGCCCUGGGGUCUGCCCUUUUGGCUGCAGUAAAGGCAUAAACAACAAGCAGAUCAACAGGAAGAUCGAAGCAAGCCACAUAGUCCAACCCCCUUGUUACAAGGACGAGCACCAGGUCCUGGGCCAGCCAUUCUGCUGUAAAAGGAUAAGCUGUGCUGGCAAAAUCUUGGAGAAUGCUUCAUAAACUGCCCGUGCAAGAUUAAUUGCCAACCAUCAGCAGCAACGCAGAACCACAUGAUACCAACAUCUAAACACACAUAAACAAGUAUUAAUCCUAUGUUCUUACUAAUGAUGAAACUGAAAUCAUAAGCCAAUACAACAGUUUAUGCUGAUGUAAUGCAAACUGAGAAAGAAACCUACACCAUCAUGUCAUGAGUACUUCUAUAAAAGAUGCCUGUGAGAUUGUACCUUUGCAGUUUGACAGUGCCGGAGCAA